UCCUAGGGGAUAGAGGGUUGAGUUUUGUAUGCUUCCAUCCAUUCUGCAAGACGCUAAAGGCCCCUCAUCAACCUCUCCUGUGUCCGGGAACACCUCCAUGGUAAUCAUUUUUUCGUUUAUUUGUCUUUUGGAGCCGGAGCGCCUUGCCAGAAGUGGUCGAUUCAGCAGUGUCCUGAAGCUUUUUUGAUGCUGUUGUAGGAUGACACAAACCUAAGAGCAUCACCACAACACAAAGUUACAAGAAAUGUUUAACUGAAUUAAAAAGAAAGAACAACAAUAUCCAGCUAUUUCAGCGACUUCUUCAUCGGGACCUCAAUCCAACAAGCUGUUGAGAGGGUUGAGAAUCCUGCUCACUAAAUCGUUCAUGUCGUGCCAACACAGGACGGGCUGAAGAAGGAACCAAGACUUGUGAACUGGGUUUUCCCUUUUUCAACAAAUCACGAACAAACUCUUAUUGAUAUCCGGGUGUCUUCUGGAGGAACGACGCGUUCGUUAAGAAUUUUACUUUCCCUCUUUGGCUGGAGCUGGUUUGCACGCCAACUGUUUUAAUGUUUGGGAUUCAGGAAAAUAUACCAAGAGGGGGGACGACUAUGAAAGAGGAACCGCUGGGCAGUGGGAUGAAUCCGGUCCGGUCGUGGAUGCACACAGCUGGGGUAGUGGAUGCUAACACAGCCGCCCAAAGCGGAGUGGGUCUGGCUCGGGCGCAUUAUGAAAAACAGCCGCCAUCCAACCUCAGAAAAUCCAAUUUUUUCCACUUCGUCUUGGCUCUAUAUGACAGACAAGGCCAGCCCGUCGAGAUCGAGAGGACAGCUUUUGUGGACUUUGUGGAGAAGGAGAAAGAGCCAAACAGUGAAAAAACUAACAAUGGGAUUCAUUACAAACUACAACUUUUGUACAGCAACGGAGUCAGAACAGAACAGGAUCUUUAUGUACGGUUAAUCGAUUCCAUGACAAAACAGGCUAUUAUAUAUGAAGGCCAAGACAAAAACCCAGAAAUGUGCCGAGUCCUCCUCACACAUGAAAUUAUGUGCAGCCGGUGUUGUGACAAGAAAAGUUGUGGUAACAGGAACGAAACUCCCUCAGACCCAGUGAUCAUCGACAGAUUCUUUUUGAAAUUCUUCCUCAAGUGCAAUCAGAACUGCCUAAAGAAUGCAGGUAACCCACGGGACAUGCGCAGGUUCCAGGUCGUUAUAUCGACGACAGUUAACGUGGACGGUCACGUGUUGGCCGUCUCGGACAACAUGUUUGUCCACAACAACUCGAAACACGGGCGCAGAGCUCGUCGCCUCGACCCCUCUGAAGGUACGGCCCCCCCCUAUCUGGACAAUGCAGCUACCCCCUGCAUUAAGGCCAUUAGUCCCAGCGAAGGUUGGACGACCGGAGGGGCCACGGUCAUCCUGAUCGGGGACAACUUCUUCGACGGCCUCCAGGUGGUGUUCGGCACCAUGCUGGUGUGGAGCGAGCUGAUAACCCCGCAUGCCAUCCGCGUGCAGACCCCACCCAGACAUAUCCCGGGGGUGGUGGAGGUCACGCUCUCCUACAAGUCCAAGCAGUUCUGCAAAGGAGCACCGGGCCGUUUCGUCUACACGGCAUUGAACGAACCCACUAUUGACUACGGCUUCCAGAGACUGCAGAAGGUCAUCCCCAGACAUCCAGGUGACCCGGAGAGGUUGCCAAAGGAAGUUCUAUUAAAGAGAGCUGCUGACCUUGUGGAGGCUCUGUAUGGGAUGCCCCAUAACAACCAGGAGAUCAUUCUGAAGAGAGCAGCAGACAUCGCAGAGGCCCUGUACAGCGUCCCACGCAACCACAACCAGAUCCCGUCCCUCGCCAACACCGCGUCUCAUGGUGGCAUGAUGGGCGUGAACUCCUUUGGCAGCCAGCUCGCGGUCAACGUCUCCGAGACGUCACAGGUUGGCUACAGCCGCAACACGAGCAGUGUCUCUCCUCGCGGCUACGUGCCCAGCAGCACCCCACAACAGUCCAACUACAACACCGUGAGCAACAGCAUGAACGGCUACGGCAACGCGGGAAUGCCCAACCUGGGCGUGCCCAGCUCACCGGGCUUCCUCAACGGCUCCUCCGCCAACUCCCCCUACGGCAGUAAGUAUCAAGUAGUUCCGUCGAGCCCUACCAUGGCAGCCUCUUCGGUCAGCCUCUCUUCAAACUGUAGCAGUUCGCACGGCAUUUUCUCAUUCUCACCUGCCAAUGUCAUCUCUGCAGUGAAACAAAAGAGCGCCUUUGCACCCGUUGUCAGGCCCCAAGCAUCUCCGCCUCCUUCUUGCACCAGUGCAAAUGGCAAUGGACUUCAAGCAAUGUCUGGACUGGUGGUUCCUCCCAUGUAGAUUGCACUUCUUGUAAAAAAGCGGCAGUGUCCACGCAGUGAGCCUUGGGGUACAUCGCAGAACAUUCUCCAGAAAAAUGUCUCAUCGAUCAUGAAGUAAAUCAACACCUUCGUCUGUAAUUCAGAGGGAAAAAAGAGACUGUUUCAAAGAUGUUAUUCAAUCUAAUAUAAAUCGACAUGCAAGAAACUUUGUCAUGAACAAUUUAAUUUUAUUGACUGAAUUUCUUGUCAUAUUUUCACAUUUCUCAGUCUUGAAGGGAAAAAAAAGAAAAAAUUCCUAUUUUGUAUAACCAUUUCUGGUUUGAUCUUGGCUAUGUCGUUCUUGCUAUGUGUGGGAAGAAGUUUUGUGGAUAUGCCAUACGAUGAAAACACUGACUGAAACGUCUGAAUGUUUCUUUUCAGAUGAUGUGCAGCUUUUGCACGUCGCUAUAAUGUGAAGUUAUUUUCUUUUAUCCUUUUGUUUGCUUUUUUUCUUUUUGAUACGUGGUGAGGAAAAAAGGGGGCCAAGCCAAUACAGCAAAGCCAACAAACUGGAAAUAACAAAGCCUAAAAUAUAUGAUCUAUAAAACAUAAACAUUAAACGCGAAGACAAGUGAACAGAGAGGAACAGACAGAGGAGAUGUUAUCAUGCGUAAAUCAUCUAAAAUGAACUUUGUAACUUAUUGUAGGUAGAAAAUGUAACUUUGAUAUUGCAAAAAUCCUUCUCUUUGCCUUCAACAAGCACACUAACAGAGAUGAAACGCUACUGUCUGUUGGUUAAAAAAAGGAAAAAAAAAGAAAAAGAAAGAAAAUACUUCCACUGCUAAAGCUUCCUGUAAAGCAAGUGUGAUCUGCAAUGUUUUUCAACUUUUUGCUAGCACUGUAUACUAUUGCAUUCUUAGGCUACUGUGGAGUCCAUGUUUCUUGUACCAGAAAGUUGUCCUUUAACCUCUAGCUCCUUACCCCCUAAUGUGUUUUGUAUGUGGUUAAACAAUUGUAGACUUUUGUGAUUUUGCCAAAGUUGUAGCUAAAUAUUUAUACACUUGUCUUGAAAUUUUCCAGAUCCACUUAAAUAUUUAGUACAGAGUUUUAUUCCUACUAAAACAGCUAGGAGUAAAAUAGUCUUAUACAUCGCAACACUUUCACACAAACACUUGCGGUCACUAAGGGGUUUUUUGUAACAUAUCAAUUAUAAAUAUUGUAUUUAUCUUUGAAAUUUUGUAUAUUGCUUUCCAUCAUUUUAUUUGAUCUUGUAUGUAAUGUUUAUCAUGGCUGAUAUUGUGAUGCAACACAGAACAUUAUGCCAAGACCAGUCGCUGCCAUUAGCCUUUUUUUGUAUUAAUAGAUUGCAAUGUCUGUCCUUUUAAUUUGUAAUUCAGAUGUUUUGUUAACAUCAUCAAAACAAUUCCGUCCAUUUUUCUUCAUUAUUUGUUACUUUGAGGAACAGUCAAAUCCAUUGUUUAUUUUUAUAUUAUAAUUUUUAAGUUAUCUAAACAAAUACUUUUUUUUAAAUAAAAAUGUUUGUUGUAUAGUCAAAUAAAUUGUUUGUGACACAUGGCUGUAAUAAUAUUAGUAGAAAAACGUGCAUGUCCGGCAGUACCAGGGGGGGAAGAAUCAAUUGUGGUUGUAAAUUUUGUUUUUGUAGAAUGUAAAAAGUCAUUUUUACCUGCCACCCAUGACUUUGCCACAUACUUCAACUGUGUUUACAGGGAACAACAACAAAGGAUUAAAAAAAGAAAAUAAACCUUGGGAAAGAGAAUGGAACCAUACGGUAGUCAUAAACAUCAGUCAGUGAUCAUUACUCACAUAUGUCCGGAAAAAAGGCCCGUCCAAGCCUUAAGACCAGAUCUCUUGAGAGGAGCCUGUCUCCUGGUUCAGCGACAGCCACAAUGCCAGUCGUUAUUCCAUUAAAGUCAUCAAUGGUGUAAAAAGCACAAACAUUUUUUACUAAAAUAAAAAAUAAUUAUUGUGA
Messenger RNA from Electrophorus electricus (electric eel), 4292 nucleotides. It is a transcript of the gene ebf3a, whose product is annotated as EBF transcription factor 3a. NCBI's taxonomy places the organism in Eukaryota, Metazoa, Chordata, Actinopteri, Gymnotiformes, Gymnotidae. Gene Ontology annotation, biological process: regulation of DNA-templated transcription. The record is from RefSeq and is a predicted model, not a curated record. Gene Ontology annotation, molecular function: DNA binding; DNA-binding transcription factor activity.